AUGAGGAUAAGCAGGAAAAGGAAGGAGCCUGAUAACAAAGAUAAUAAGCAAUUAAUAGACACAGAUCCAGAGAUGACAGAAAUGUUGGAAUUAGAGGAUAAGAAAUUCGAACUGGAAGUGUUUCAGAUAACAUUACACCUCAUCGUCCCUGUUACUAUGCUCUGGAUUGCUAAUCAGACAGAGUGGUUUGAUGACUACAUGAUACAGAACAAGAAGGAGCUGUGGACACUUGAGAAGGAAGACCAGUACCAAGACCCAAAAGAAUUCAGAGAGAGGAUACAGAAGAUACAAGAGGAGAAGCUCCUUCAAGUUGCUGGCAGAGCUUCUUAG
This is a messenger RNA of Odobenus rosmarus divergens (Pacific walrus), 330 nucleotides long. RefSeq names its product protein PET100 homolog, mitochondrial-like. Lineage: Eukaryota; Metazoa; Chordata; Mammalia; Carnivora; Odobenidae. The transcript is spliced from 3 exons. Bases 1 to 330 code for a protein of 109 amino acids. The record is from RefSeq and is a predicted model, not a curated record.